Messenger RNA from Vespula pensylvanica (western yellowjacket), 2183 nucleotides. It is a transcript of the gene Syt1, whose product is annotated as synaptotagmin 1. Gene Ontology annotation, cellular component: dense core granule; synaptic vesicle membrane; axon. Gene Ontology annotation, biological process: calcium ion-regulated exocytosis of neurotransmitter; synaptic vesicle endocytosis; regulation of calcium ion-dependent exocytosis. The transcript is spliced from 9 exons. NCBI's taxonomy places the organism in Eukaryota, Metazoa, Arthropoda, Insecta, Hymenoptera, Vespidae. The record is from RefSeq and is a predicted model, not a curated record. Bases 503 to 1837 code for a protein of 444 amino acids. Gene Ontology annotation, molecular function: calcium ion binding; calcium-dependent phospholipid binding; syntaxin binding.
GCCGGAAAACGUAACGUGUUUUAUCGAUUUCGUCGUACGUGGGUCGGCCAUGUUCGCGUUUGCCAUCGGUCAGGCGCACUCGCGUCCUACCUACCUCCUCUGUAGAAGAGCCGUGCCACGGAUAGAUUUUCCACCGUUCUACCAUCGUCGUGGAUGUCGCAAGGGCGUUCGACGACAAAGACGAAGACGAGGUGGAUGAGAACGAUGCGUCUCUAAACGCGAAAUAACAUUUGUGCGAGUUAUCAAUCUUCUCCAAUACCAUCGUUUAUAGUUUUUUCCUUCUUUCUCUGUCCGUCUAUUUCUCUAUCCAUCUAUCUCGGUCCGUCUACGUCGAGAGAGAAUACAACGACGAAGUAUCCACUACUACGAUCUUUUCUUUUAACGUCAUUUCGAAUCGUGCGGCACAACGACGGGGUGGAUCCUUGGGCUGGUGGAGAUAACGCACUAAAUAAAAAAUCACGUUUGAUAAGGAAUAUUAAAUUACUUUUGAAUCGUCUAGAAAAUGCCACCUGUUAAAAGAGAAGCACCAUCAGAACCGGCGCCUGCAGCAGCUACCUCAGAAAAUGUGGAAACGCAAGAGGAAACGUCGAACCUUCCGCAAUUGACGUUGAAGGCGAUGACGAGUACCGAGGAAGCAGUAAGAAGCGAGACAGAAUCGGAAGUCACGACGGAAAGUACGAUGAAAAAUUUAAAGGAUCAACUCGGAACGUUAUCGAAAGAUUUGGCCGAAGAAAUGGGAAUACCAACGUGGGGCUUGGUCGCGAUUUUAAUAGCCGUCGGCGUAGUCGUUCUUGGAAUUUGUUUCUGCUGUAUAAGAAGAUGCUGUCGCAAGAGACGUUCCAAGGAUGGCAAAAAGGGCCUAAAAGGAGCGGUAGAUUUAAAAUCAGUUCAGUUACUUGGAAGUACGUAUAAGGAUAAGGUACAGCCGGAUAUGGAAGAACUCACGGAUAAUGCGGAAGAGCCCGACGAGGCUGAAAGCAAGCAGAGCGAAGUCAAACUCGGAAAGCUUCAAUACAAGCUCGAGUAUGACUUCAAUUCAAACAGUUUGGCAGUGACGGUGAUACAGGCCGAAGAAUUGCCAGCUUUAGAUAUGGGCGGCACUUCGGAUCCUUACGUAAAGGUAUACUUGUUGCCCGAUAAGAAAAAGAAAUUCGAAACGAAGGUCCACAGAAAGACGCUGAGCCCAGUCUUCGAGGAGACGUUCGUUUUUAAGAAUGUACCGUACGCGGAGGCCAUGAACAAGACUCUGGUAUUCGCGAUUUUUGACUUUGAUAGAUUCUCGAAGCACGAUCAAAUCGGUGAGGUGAAGGUACCGUUGUGUCAGGUCGAUCUCGCACAGACCAUCGAGGAAUGGCGAGAAUUGCAGAGCGUCGAAGGAGAGGGUGGACAGGAUAACAAAUUGGGUGAUAUUUGUUUCUCCCUGAGAUAUGUACCAACGGCUGGUAAACUCACGGUAGUCAUCCUCGAAGCUAAGAAUUUAAAGAAAAUGGACGUUGGUGGCCUCUCGGAUCCUUAUGUCAAGAUCGCACUCAUGCAAAAUGGCAAGAGGCUGAAGAAGAAAAAAACAUCCAUAAAGAAGUGCACUCUUAAUCCCUAUUACAACGAAUCGUUCACUUUUGAAGUUCCCUUCGAGCAGAUCCAAAAAGUGCAAUUGGUCGUAACAGUAGUGGACUAUGAUCGCAUUGGUACUUCGGAACCGAUCGGCAAGGUCGUAUUGGGAUACAACGCGAGUGGAACGGAAUUGAGACAUUGGUCGGAUAUGUUGGCAUCUCCGAGGCGUCCAAUUGCCCAAUGGCAUACCCUCAAGGAUCCCGAGGACGGAGAUAAGAAGGAUUAAAUUGAUUAAAAGAAUAUCCAAUCGAGGUAACGUCCUUCCUCUGCUACACCUAACCAAAGACAUACCAAAACUUUCUAUAAGAUGGACUCAAGAGAUAUAGACGGCGCCUACACGCAUACCACAUCCACAUUAUAAUUUCUUUCGAAACGAGAUCCGAGAAAGCGUUCGAGAGAUGCGAGAACUCUGACUGUCGAGAGAAUUCGUUGGCAAUAACUGAUCGUUUCUUUGCAGGAAUAUAUCGCACGAGAGAGACAGAAUAAAAGGAAACAAAAAUGUGUGAGAGUGAGAGAGAGAGAGAGAGAGAGAGAGAGAGAGAGAGAAAAUUAUGCAGAAGAAAAUAACAUGA